AUGAAGGACGUAGAUUCUCCACUCCCUGAAGAAACUGGUCAUCCUCUUCCCACUCCUCUCUCGCAACAUCCGCCUGUGCCAACCGAUCUCAUUAGCACCCACGCCAACAACACCACCGUGCAAUCGAAUCCUGACGAAAGGUGCGACAUCACAAUGUCCGGAGGCGGGAUGAGUAAUGACAACCAGUCGCAACCUCAGUCUCAGCCUUCCGUACCAGCUGUGUCCUCUGCUUCCGCAACUAGCUCCGCAAAUACCUUUCACUUAAACACCAGCAACAAUGCAUCCACAACCCCGAUACCGCAAGUGCGGCUCGGCGGGGCACCAGCGCGUGUGUACUUGAACGAAAAGAUAGUGCCGUAUUUAUUAGAAGGAAUGAAGACACUCGCGAAAGAGCAACCCUCAAAACCCCUGCGAGCCCUUGGUGAAUACCUUAUACAGAAGAGCAAUGAGGUUGAGGAAUGA
Messenger RNA from Histoplasma capsulatum G186AR, 462 nucleotides. RefSeq lists its product as uncharacterized. Lineage: Eukaryota; Fungi; Ascomycota; Eurotiomycetes; Onygenales; Ajellomycetaceae. The record is from RefSeq and is a predicted model, not a curated record. The coding region runs from base 1 to 462 and encodes 153 amino acids. The transcript has 3 exons.